Huiozyma naganishii CBS 8797 is the source of this 1074-nucleotide messenger RNA. It is a transcript of the gene RRG1, whose product is annotated as Rrg1p. The record is from RefSeq and is a predicted model, not a curated record. Lineage: Eukaryota; Fungi; Ascomycota; Saccharomycetes; Saccharomycetales; Saccharomycetaceae. Bases 1 to 1074 code for a protein of 357 amino acids. The transcript has a single exon.
AUGGUCCGAUUUGACCGCCUUCCGAACCAUGCCACUUAUGUCCUCCAUCUGUAUCGGUACAGCAUAAGAAACGUGAAGUACAGAAUCUCGUCAAUUGGUCUGCAAAGAGACAUUCUCGUCGAACUUCGCCGUAUCUCGAAGGAGAAUAAAAGCGAUAAACCGGCUUUAGUCAUCCAUAACCUGCUGAAACAGUUGAACGAAUUCAAUGAGUCCUUGGAACAGGGUCUGAUCUCCCAGUGGUCACAAUAUCUGCCCCAGCCCGCUCAAACACAGCGUUCAGCAUCUCGCCAACUGUGCGUGAGUAUUGAAAAGCUGUCAGCGCGGCCUCCACAGGACCCAGAAGUGUCGCGGCAAAUGUCCAUACUGUCCCGUUACGUCUCUGUGCGACAAAGGAAGGGUUACUUACCGCGCAAUAUUCCGAAGAAAUACAUGCAAACCUUACUUUUACCGGUUGCGUUGCACGCCUACGGGAAACAUAAACUAGAUCGCAUCGAUGCCCAGCUGCAAAAGGGAAUACCUCAAGCGAAGUUGGCGUAUACAAUGGCAGGGAGAAGCAGGAUAUGGUUUGUACGCUCGUCCGUGAAUAAAAACGCACAGCAGUCUAAGACCUUAGGGGUCCGUAUACGGCAGGCUAGGGAUCAACACCAAUCUGAAUUGAAUUCAGUAGAGAGAUGCCACGAGUUCCAUGGGGUAUGGGCAUCAUACGAGGCACAAUGGGAGGAGUACCUACUCCAAAACGUGGGAUCUACACCUCCGCCGUUAGUCUCUCUCACCCAGUUUAUCGGAGCCCCGAACAGGCACUCUAGUGUCGUUCAGAGCUGGAUGGUAUACUUACAAGAUGCCUGUGCAGCGAUAGAAAAAAAAUCCCUGAGCAGAAUGCUUGAGUUCCAACGCUACCGGGAUGAUGUCUUAAUCGAAGGAGGUGUGCUGGCGCAUUACCAGAGAAAGACUGAACAAAUGUACAACAAGAGGAAAACGCGGUACGAUACCAUGCUCCAGAAUGAACUGACUCAUCCCUUCCCAUUUGCCUCCGAAAGGAAUAUGUAUCAUGUAUUAAAAAGGAACCAGUUCUAG